Messenger RNA from Sinocyclocheilus anshuiensis, 2360 nucleotides. RefSeq names its product E3 ubiquitin-protein ligase TRIM9-like. Gene Ontology annotation, molecular function: zinc ion binding; protein binding. Gene Ontology annotation, cellular component: cytoplasm. The transcript is spliced from 10 exons. Bases 94 to 2247 code for a protein of 717 amino acids. Lineage: Eukaryota; Metazoa; Chordata; Actinopteri; Cypriniformes; Cyprinidae. The record is from RefSeq and is a predicted model, not a curated record.
ACGCGAAGGAGACGUGUACGUGAAGAGCUGCCAUCGGAGGGAAUAUUCCGUUUUCGUUUACAGGAAGCCUCCGUAUCUGGCUCGAACGACAAGAUGGAUGAAAUGGAAGAGGAGUUAAAAUGCCCGGUGUGCGGCUCGUUUUUCCGCGAGCCGAUCAUCCUGCCGUGCUCGCAUAGUAUCUGCUUGGCCUGCGCGAGAAACAUCCUGGUGCAGACGCCCGACGCCGAAUCCCCGCAGAGCAGCCGCGCGUCAGGCUCCGGCGUCUCCGAUUAUGAUUACUUAGACCUGGAUAAGAUGAGUCUGUACAGCGAGGCAGACAGCGGAUACGGCUCUUACGGCGGGUUCGUGAGUGCACCGACCACCCCGUGCCAGAAGUCCCCCAACGGGGUGCGCGUUUUCCCCCCUGCCGUUCAUCCUCAGCCCCAGGCGCAACACCACCUGCUGCCUCACACCGGCGUCCUGCCGCCGGUCCCGCGGAACUCCUGCCUCACCUGCCCGCAGUGCCACCGCAGCCUGACGCUGGACGACCGGGGGCUCCGGGGCUUCCCCAAGAACCGUGUGCUGGAGGGGGUUGUGGACCGGUACCAGCAGAGUAAAGCGGCCGCGCUCAAGUGUCAGCUGUGCGAGAAGAGCCCCCGCGAGGCGACGGUCAUGUGCGAGCAGUGCGACGUGUUCUAUUGCGACCCGUGCCGCCUACGGUGCCACCCGCCCCGGGGUCCGCUAGCCAAACACCGGCUCGUGCCGCCGGCGCAAGGAAGAAUCAGCCGCCGCGCGAGUCCCCGGAAGACCUCCACCUGCACCGAGCACGAGCUGGAGAACCUGAGUAUGUACUGCGUCCAGUGUAAGACCCCCGUGUGCUACCAGUGUCUGGAGGACGGCAAACACGCCACUCAUGAGGUCAAAGCGCUGGGGGCCAUGUGGAAGCUCCACAAGGGACAGCUCUCUCAAGUACUGAAUGUUCUGUCUGAUCGGGCCACAGAGGCCAAAGAGUUCCUGGUGCAGCUCAGAAAUAUGGUACAACACAUACAGGAGAAUGGAGUUGAAUUCGAGGCAUGUUUGGUCGCCCAGUGUGAUGCUCUGAUUGAAGCUCUCAACCGCAGGAAAGCUCAGCUUCUCAGCAGAGUAACCAAAGAACAUGAACACAAACUCUCAGUGGUUCGUGAUCAGAUAUCCCACUGCACGGUGAAGUUGAGGCAGACCACAGGACUAAUGGAAUACUGUCUGGAAGUUAUCAAAGAAAACGACCCCAGUGGCUUCCUGCAGAUCUCAGAUGCUCUGAUAAGACGGGUCCAUAUGACAGAGAAUCAGUGGGGGAAGGGCUGUCUGACCCCUCGCAUGAGCAGUGACUUUGACCUGACACUGGACAGCGGACCCCUGCUGCAGACCAUACACCAGUUAGACUUCGUCCAGAUGAAGGUUCCAGCUGCUCCUAUUCUUCAGUUAGAGGAGUGCUGUACUCAAACCAACAGUGCGACUCUGUCGUGGAAACAGCCGCCUCUCUCCACCAUUGCUGUGGACGGCUACAUUUUAGAACUGGAUGAUGGGAAUGGAGGCCAGUUCAGAGAAGUGUACGUUGGUACAGAGAUGAUCUGCACUGUGGACGGUCUGCACUUCAACAGCGCUUAUCAAUCUCGUGUUAAAGCGUUUAACUCCAGUGGAGUCGGCCAGUACAGCAAAACGCUUGUCAUGCAGACAUCAGAGAUUGCCUGGUUCACCUUUGACCCUGCGUCAGCCCACCCUGACAUCAUCUUGUCCAACGACAACCUCACGGUGACGUGUAACAGUUACGACGACCGUGUCGUAAUGGGCAACACAGGGUUCUCUCGUGGCGUGCACUACUGGGAGAUGACCAUCGAUCGCUAUGACAACCACCCUGACCCUGCGUUUGGAAUCGCCCGGGCUGAUGUCAUAAAGGAUGUGAUGCUGGGGAAGGAUGAUAAAGCCUGGGCCAUGUAUGUGGAUAACAACCGCUCCUGGUUCAUGCAUAACAACUCACACACCAACCGUACGGAUGGAGGAAUACGUAAAGGAGCGACUGUGGGUGUGCUGCUGGAUUUCUCUCGUGGGAUUUUGUUAUUUUUGAUAAAUGAUGAGCAACAGGGACCCGUUGCCUUCAACACACUGGAGGGCAUGUACUACCCGGCCAUCAGCCUCAACCGCAACGUUCAGGUGACUCUUCAUUCUGGGCUGCCUAUUCCUGAUUUUUAUACACCUGGAGAAUGUGAAGCUGCAGGCUCAGUCUGCUGAAGAGUCAUUACACACUUAUAUACAUACUGUAUGUACACACACGCACAGACAGGUGCACAUGGAUUCAGCUGUGAGUUCUUGGCGGGGGAAUUGCUGCUGAGUCAUUAAUACGU